Hyla sarda is the source of this 1054-nucleotide messenger RNA. Its product is annotated as inactive pancreatic lipase-related protein 1-like. Gene Ontology annotation, biological process: lipid metabolic process. NCBI's taxonomy places the organism in Eukaryota, Metazoa, Chordata, Amphibia, Anura, Hylidae. The record is from RefSeq and is a predicted model, not a curated record. Gene Ontology annotation, molecular function: triacylglycerol lipase activity. The coding region runs from base 101 to 1054 and encodes 317 amino acids. The transcript has 8 exons.
CUGGGUAGAUACAGCUGUGUGUAAUCUUCCCCACCUGCAGAGGGCGGUAUUUAUACUGGGGGUGGGGAGAGGUGCAGGAUCAGCUGUUGUAUGAUUCAGGAUGAGGGAUCUGUGGCUCCUGGUGGUGGCCGCCAUAGUUGUGUCUGUGAGAGCUGGAGAGAUCUGCUAUGACCAGCUGGGAUGUUUCCCCAAUGCCCCUCCAUAUGCCUUCACCCCACAAAGGCCCAUCGGCUGGUUUCCGUGGCCACCGGAAAGAAUCAACACCCGAUACCUGCUGUUCACCAGAGAGAAUCCGGAACACUUCCACGAAAUCCAAGCACUAAACGUCUCUACAGUCUCGGCUACCAAGUUUUGUCCCAAAAGGAAAUCCAUCUUUAUUAUCCAUGGGUUUCUGGAGGCUGGGGAGAAUAAGUGGCUGGUAGAUAUGUGCCAGACCCUGCUGCAGGUGUCUAAUGUGAACUGCUUCGCUGUAGAUUGGUUUGGUGGGUCGGUCGCUCUGUACACACGAGCUGUCAACAAUGCCCGUGUCGUGGGCGCAGAACUGGCCAAUUUUAUCAACUAUCUAUUGGGUCACUACAGGUACUCCCUGAGUAACAUUUACCUGAUAGGACACAGUUUGGGUGCUCACAUUGCUGGUGAAGCUGGGAAGAGGCGUCCAGGAAUUUCCCGGAUAUCGGGGUUGGACCCAGCCGGCCCUUACUUUGAAAAUACCCCACCCGAAGUGAGGUUGGACCCUUCUGAUGCACAGCUUGUGGAUGUCAUCCAUACUGAUGGCUCUGACACUAUUCUUGGCCAAGGACUAAGUGGGUUUGGAAUGAGCCAGUUGGUCGGUCAUCUGGACUUCUUUCCCAAUGGAGGGAGGCACCAGCCUGGGUGUCCUAACUUUUAUCGCAAGCUUGGGGACCUGGACCGAGUCAUAGAAGGACUUGAGGAGAUAAUCUUCUGUAGUCAUCGAAGGAGUGUCUCAUUCUUCUUAAAUAGUAUCCUCCAUUCUGAUGGGUUUGUCAGCUACCCAGGACCCUCCUACAGUGAUUUCCAAAAGGUAGUUAUGUAG